Messenger RNA from Trachemys scripta elegans, 1619 nucleotides. RefSeq names its product golgin A7 (gene GOLGA7). Gene Ontology annotation, cellular component: palmitoyltransferase complex; Golgi stack. The record is from RefSeq and is a predicted model, not a curated record. The transcript is spliced from 5 exons. Gene Ontology annotation, biological process: peptidyl-L-cysteine S-palmitoylation; Golgi to plasma membrane protein transport; protein targeting to membrane. NCBI's taxonomy places the organism in Eukaryota, Metazoa, Chordata, Testudines, Emydidae. The coding region runs from base 222 to 635 and encodes 137 amino acids.
UGGAAUGAGGAAGAUUUCAACACUCUCAUUGAAACUGACAAUAAAACAGCUGCUCUGCUGAGGGAUAGGACAAACUGCCUGGAAACUCAUCCUUGUGGCUGGGCUGUAGGUCCGGGGGGCAGUUUGGUGUACUGCUGAAUUUUAGGGUGAUUCUGGUGGUGAUCAUGUAAUGUGUUGGACCCUUUGUUUCUUCUCACAGAACAGCCAGUUCCAACUGUGCCAUGCGGCCGCAGCAGGCACCUGUUUCUGGUAAAGUCUUUGUCCAGCGAGACUACAGUAGUGGCACCAGGUGCCAGUUCCAGACCAAGUUCCCCCUGGAGCUGGAAAACAGGAUUGAUAGGCAGCAGUUUGAAGAGACGGUUCAAACUCUAAAUAACCUUUAUGCAGAAGCUGAGAAGCUUGGGGGCCAAUCUUAUCUUGAAGGAUGUCUGGCCUGUCUGACUGCCUAUACUAUCUUUUUGUGUAUGGAGACACAUUACGAAAAGGUUCUUAAGAAAAUUGCCAAAUUCAUUCAGGAACAGAAUGAGAAGAUCUACGCACCCCAGGGCCUCCUCCUGACGGACCCCAUCGAGAGAGGACUAAGAGUUAUUGAAAUUACCAUUUACGAAGACAGAGGACUGAGCAGUGGAAGAUAAAACUAAGGAGUCUAAGCACCCAGCUAGGUGGUGGACUUGCUGUACCAAAAGGUUCACCUACCUCCUGUCUAGAGCAUCAUUCCUCUCCGUUGCCAGAUCCAUGGUGCAAUCCACUAAAGGACUAACUUCCUAGACUUCUGCUCCACAUGGGGUGAACCUCUGGCUGGUCAGCAUCCAUUUUGUGUCCUUAUGACAAGCUUUAAGUGAUGGGAUCAUCUUAAUUUCCAAGGAAAAGGCAGUUGAGCUGUUUGCACUUGAAAUUAACUGGCAGAUCAGCCACCUGAGAGCAGUACUGUUCCUCCACAGCCACUCAGGCUUUCCUAUACAUCAAACAGACUUCAGAAAGCAACAAGUCUGACUUUGGGAGCAUGUGUGUGUUUCAAAAACAAAAUCUUCACUCCAGAAUAAGUCCUUGGGGGGAGGGGAGUGGGAAGCAGGUAAAUAUGUCCGUUGCACAGAGUGCCUCUGCCUGGCAGCAAGUGACUCAAGGCAUAGAGCAUUUUAAGUUUCCAGAGCUGAUGCUCUCUGGGAAUUAUAAUGCAAAUGCUUUUUGUUUUCAUGUUCUAGUUAUUCCUAAGAACCAUUAGCUAACAUUAUUGCUGGGUGUUUUGCUACUGUUUGAGAAUCUACUGCAUUGUCCUAAAUUUAUAGGAGGAGAUAGUGUAUUGCUUGUUUCAUUAAGCUAUGUAAGCACAAUAAAAUGAAUGCUGAACCAAUUAAUGUAACCAUCCCUACUCUAUCCCUUAAUGUUUAAUAUGUGAAGUGUAAUAAACUUUAUGGUUUUAUUAUAAAUAUAAUUUAUAGGAAAAUUUGAUUUGACAACGUAUUAGAUAGGGUGUAAGAUAGUUUCUUAACUCUAGUCACUGGCAAACUGCUGAAGAGUAGAGCUGUGCAGUAUGUCGUAUUUCCCAUGCAUAAACAUUCCUCAGCAACGUCUGUUAAAAUACCUUGGGCAUCUUCUAAGUAAAACUUCCUACAAAUCAA